AUGGUUCAUGAAGCAGAAUUUGAAGCAAAUCCUACAGUGAUGAACAGGGAAAUGCUACAAAAGGUUCAGGCAGAAUUGAUCAAAUGUCUGGCACUAGAGGAGAAAUAUUGGCAACAAAAGGCAGGCAUGACUUGGUUCAAGGAAGGGGAUAGGAACACAAAGUUCUUCCACGCACAAGUGAGAGGUAGGAGGAAGAGACUUCAGCUUAACAGAAUUCAAAACAGUGGAGGAACCUGGAUUGAAGAAGAACAAGAAAUUGCAGAAGAGGCUAUCAAAUUCUACGAGGAACAGUUCACAGAAGCAGCUACUCCUUCAUCAUUUGAUAUCGUAGAGCAUGUUCCUAAUCUUAUUAACAUUGAACAGAAUGCAGAAUUGAUUAAGCAGCUAACAAAAGAGGAGGUUAAAGUGGCAGUACUUGGACUUAAUGGUGAUAGUGCUGGGGGCCAGAUGGUUAUAUCAAGGGUGGUACAUGAAAGGCUAGUGAAAUUUCUCCCAAGUCUGAUAUCGGAGGAACAAGCAGGUUUUGUUAAGGGAAGGAAUAUAGUAGAAAAUAUCCUACUAACUCAGGAGAUAGUGACUGACAUUAGGCUUAGAACUAAGGCUGGACCUAAUGUCAUUCUGAAGCUAGAUAUGACCAAAGCUUAUGAUAGAUUAUCUUGGCUAUUCCUAACCAAGGUACUGAGAAAGAUGGGAUUCACAGAAAGGUUGAUAGGGAUUGUCUUUGGAUUAGUUUCAAACAAUUGGUAUUCUAUUCUAAUCAAUGGUCAAGUUCAUGGGUUCUUUAAGUCCUCAAGGGGAGUAAAACAAGGUGAUCCUCUAUCUCCAACUUUGUUUAUAUUGGCAGCAGAAGCAUUACCUAGGGGUCUCAAUGAACUACAUACUAACCUGUACUUUUGUGGAAUUGGGAUGCCAAAGUGGAGUCCAAAGAUCAAUCAUUUGGUGUAUGCAUAUGACAUGAUUAUUUUCUCAUCCUCAGAUGAAACAUCUCUGAUGCUGGUUAUGCAAGUGCUGAAGGCAUAUGAAGCUGCAUCUUGGCAGCUUGUUAACAAGACCAAAUCAGCUGUGUACCUACAUCAUUUAACAAACAUGGAAGUGGUCAGCAAGGUGGAAAGGAUCACAGGCAUUCAGAGGAAUGAAUUUCCUAUCAUAUACCUAGGUUGUCCUAUUUUUUAUGCAAGGAGAAAGCUGGAAUACUAUCAGCCCCUAAUUACUAAGGUAAUGGACAAAAUGCAAUCAUGGCAGGGCAAGUUAUUAUCAGUAGGGGCAGGGCAGUUCUCAUAUCCAAUGUUGCACAAAUUGUUUGCUCAGUUUUUCUGGAGCAGCUCUGUAGGAGGAACUAGUAGGCAUUGGGCUUCAUGGAACACCUUAUGCUUGCCUGUGGAGGAAGGAGGAAUAGGUUUCAGGUCACUGUAUGAUGUAGCAAAGGCAUUAUUCAGCAAGUUGUGGUGGAAUUUCAGAACGAAAUCAAGCCUAUGGAGCUCUUUCGUUACCUUAGAUGGUGAGUGGGAUGUGGACAGGCUAUUUGAAUUGCUUCCUGAAGACUUAGCAGUACACAUUCUGGAGAAAAUCAAACCUCCUUCAUCUCAGCAGGUUCUUGACAUGCCUUGUUGGAUGCUGGAAACAAGAGGAUAUUUCAGUGUUAAGUCAGCAUGGGAUUAUACGAGAAUAAGAGACGAACCAAGAAUAGCUUAUAGGAUGAUUUGGGUAAAGGGACUGCCUUUUAAAAUAGCAUUUUUCAUGUGGAAAGUGUGGAAAGCAAAGUUACCUUUAGAUGAUUUCUUGAAAAAGGUAGGCUACUGCAUGCCAUCAAAAUGUUGGUGUUGUGUACAGCCUGAUGAGGAAUCUUUUCGGCACUUGUUUUUUAGAUCAGAAUCUGCAAAGACAACUUGGAAGUAUUUUCUAUCGAGGGCAGUAAUAGCUGUGGAGGGACUUACAUUGCACAAAGCAAUCACAAAAUGUUGGACUGCAAAUGUGUGCUUAAGGCUAAAACCAGUAAUGCAAGCACUCCCCUCGUGCGUAGUAUGGAAACUCUGGAAAAGAAGAAAUAGUAUGAAGUAUGGUGAUAAUGUGACAACUAGCAGGGUGAUUUACCAAGUUUCAUCAAAUCUCCAGGCAUUGGUGAAAGUGAGAAAGCCUGGGAUGGACAUAGUACCUCACAAAUGGAAAGAUCUUCUAGCUGUGAUGGAAAAUUUCACUCCCAAACUUAAG
Messenger RNA from Nicotiana tabacum (common tobacco), 2208 nucleotides. The record is from RefSeq and is a predicted model, not a curated record. NCBI's taxonomy places the organism in Eukaryota, Viridiplantae, Streptophyta, Magnoliopsida, Solanales, Solanaceae.